This is a messenger RNA of Anopheles stephensi (Asian malaria mosquito), 1330 nucleotides long. RefSeq names its product polyubiquitin-B-like. Bases 527 to 1219 code for a protein of 230 amino acids. Gene Ontology annotation, molecular function: ubiquitin protein ligase binding; protein tag activity. The transcript is spliced from 2 exons. The record is from RefSeq and is a predicted model, not a curated record. Gene Ontology annotation, biological process: protein ubiquitination; modification-dependent protein catabolic process. Gene Ontology annotation, cellular component: nucleus; cytoplasm. NCBI's taxonomy places the organism in Eukaryota, Metazoa, Arthropoda, Insecta, Diptera, Culicidae.
GAUUUGGCAACAAUCUCGAUCACAAAGCUUUUGCUCAAGUGAUUUUAUAUCUUUUCGCUAAGCCUCGAAGUCUUGCUUUUAAAAACGAUAGUGAAAAAAGCGAUAGUGGAAAACCACAAAAAGCAGAUGGGGUACAUUUCGCCGACAUCAAGACGCGACCAGACAUCACAUGGCUGUGCGAAUAGUUGUAAACGUGAGGGAAAUACGGUGCAACGUAUCUAUAGCUAGUAACCUUCUACGUUGGACAACGAACUUUUAUUUUUAACCACGCUUCAUGUACGCGUGACGUACCUGACGAUAGGAAAAAGGGAAGCAAACGAAGAUCAGAUGCUGUAGUAAAAAUACUCUAACAAAGACGCUGCAACCAUUCGCGGAAGAGAAAGCAUGAUCGAUCAUGACGAGCACUUGAUCAUGGCUGCAAUUCUUGUCAUUCAAGCGUGAUGUAAUUGAUUGGUCGUCGAAAGCAAUUGAAUUGUGGAGAUGAAACCUUAAUAACCAUUGUUCUCUUAUACAGCUUUAUCAAUAAAUGAUGCAGAUCUUCGUGAAAACAUUAACCGGAAAAACGAUCACUCUUGAUGUUGUCGCGUCAGAGACGGUUUUGGACAUUAAAAACAAAAUCCUAGAACGCGAAGGUAUUGAACCGGACCAGCAGCGUAUCAUAUUUGCUGGCAAACAGUUGGAAGAUGGUCGGAUUAUAUCGGAUUACAAUAUUCAGCACGGUUCGACGAUGCAUUUGGUGCUCCGACUUAAGGGUGGCAUGCAGAUCUUUGUGCGGAUGCUUACGGGAAAAACAAUUGCCAUUGACACGGAACCGGAAGCAACGGUUGAGAGUGUCAAGAAACAGAUCGAUGAACGGGAGGAAAUUCCACCAAAUCAGCAGCGUAUGAUCUUCGCUGGCAAACAGCUGGAAGACGGUCGUCAGCUUCAGGAAUACAGCAUCAUCAAAGGCUCUACCAUCCAUUUGGUUCUGCGACUCAAGGGUGGCAUGCAGAUUUUUGUUAGAAUGUUGACUGGCAAGACCAUUGCCGUGGACACAGAACCUGAGGCAACGGUUGAGAGUGUCAAGAAACAGAUCGAUGAGCGUGAGGAAAUCCCACCAAAUCAGCAGCGAAUGAUCUUCGCCGGGAAACAGCUGGAGGACGGCCGUCAACUGCAGGAAUAUAGCAUCAUCAAGGCGUCGACCAUUCAUCUCGUACUGCGACUCAAAGGAGGCCUCUAGAUGCGCUCUGUUCGAGAAAACAAGCCCAUUGUCCUAUUUUCUACCCAGCAUGUCCUUUUUUUAUUGCUACGUACAUUGAAUAAACACAACGAUCGUAUAAAGCUGAACGAG